AUUUUCAUUUUUUUACUUUUUAAUGAUUUAUAAUUUUCAGUGUAGAGAGUGUUCACCUUUUUAAUUAUGUUUGCUACUAGAAAUCUUUAUUUUUUAUUGUUGAUGCAGAAGCAGCAUUUGGCAACAUUGAACAUGUCUUUGUGAUUUAAGAAACUCAACAAAUUAAGUAUAGAUGUUAUGUACUUCAACACAAUAAAGAUUGUAUAUGAUAGAUUAAUGGCUGAAAUCAUACUGAAUAGGAAAGAGCAGAAAACUUUAUCAGAGAUCUGGAACACAACAAGGAUGCUUUUAUUUAAUAUUAUUGUGUAUGACAGCAUUCAGCUAUGUACACUGUAAGACUGUGGAGCACAAGUGAAAUAUGGAUCAGUGAUAUAUCUAUUUCCAAUAUAAGAGUCUCUGUGUUUAUCUGUCUGCAUAUUGUUUCCCUAUUGUUUUUAAGUUGUAUACUUAUUUUGUUUGUGUGUUAACAAUGGUGGUUUUACCCUGCCUAGGUGAGUAGUCAUUGAAGUUCUCCUAAUUUUACCCUCUAUUUAUUUGUAAAUCUAUAUUUGUGUGUGUGUGUGAGAAACACUUUUGAGAUUUGAAGAUAAUUUCCAAAACUCAUACCUCUACAUCUUUUAGAUAUUAUUUUUGAUCAGUAUAUGUUACGUGUAUAUGUCUGUGAAGAAAUUAUGGCCUGUGGUAUUUUGUUAUGCCAUCUUACCAGCGUACUUUGUAUAAGUUUACAUAUUAGAUUCUUAAAGUAUAUUCAUAUGAAUCUAGUAAGUGGGAUAAUUUAUUUUGAUUUCUUUCAGCUAUGUGUUCUCAUUUCACCCAAGACUUUUUGCCAGUGCAGGGAAUAGAAGAUUCAUUCCAUAAACUUAUAUUAAGAAGAUAUGAGAAAUAUGGACAUGAGAAUUUACAAUUAAGAAAAAGCUGUAAAAGGACGGUGCAGAAAGGAGGUUAUAGUGAAUUUAAUCAAUGCUUGUCAACUACCCAGAGCAAACUAUUUCAGUGUAAUGCACAUGUUAAAGUAUUUAGUAAAUUUUCAAAUUCAAAAAAACGUAAGACAAGACAUACUGGAGAGAAACACUUUAAAGAAUGUGGCAAGUCAUUUCAGAAAUUCUCAGACCUAACUCAACAUAAAGGAAUUCAUGCUGGAGAGAAACCCUACAUGUGUGAAGAAUGUGGCAAAGACUUUAAAUGGUAUUUAAUCUUUAAUGAAUAUAAGAUAAUUCAUACUGGAGAGAAACCCUUCACAUGUGAAGAAUGUGGCCACAUCUUUACCACAUCCUCAAACUUUGCUAAACAUAAAGUUCAUACUGGAGAGAAAUCUUACAAAUGUGAAGAAUGUGGCAAAGCCUUUAAUAGGUCCUCAACCCUUACUAAGCAUAAGAGAAUUCAUAUUGGAGAGAAACCCUCCACAUGUGAAGAAUGUGGCAAAAUCAUUACCUCAUCCUCAAACAUUGCCAAACAUAAGAAAAUUCAUACCAGAGAGAAGCUCUACAAAUGUCAGGAAUGUGGCAAAGUCUUUAACAGGUCCACAACCCUUACUAAACAUAAGAGAAUUCAUACUGGAGAGAAACCCUACAUAUGUGAAGAAUGUGGCAAAGCCUUUAGUAGGUCCUCAGUUCUGAAUGAACAUAAGAGAAUUCAUACUGGAGAGAAGCCCUAUAAAUGUGAACAAUGUGGCAAAGCAUUUAGACAAUCAGCAACCCUUAAUAAACAUAAGAGUAUUCAUACUGGAGAGAAACCCUACACAUGUGAAGAAUGUGGAAAAGCCUUUAGUCGGUUCACAACCCUUAAUGAACAUAAGAGAAUUCAUACUGGAGAGAAGCCCCACAAAUGUGAAGAGUGUGGCAAAGCCUUUGGAUGGUCCACAGACCUGAAUAAACAUAAGAUAAUUCAUACUGGAGAGAAACCUUACAAAUGUGAAGAGUGUGGCAAAGCCUUUGGAUGGUCUGCAUAUCUGAGUAAACAUAAGAAAAUUCAUACUGGAGAGAAACCUUAUAAAUGUGAAGAGUGUGGCAAAGCCUUUUUAUGUUCCAGAGCCCUGAAUAAACAUAAGACAAUUCAUACUGGAGAGAAACCUUACAAAUGUGAAGAGUGUGGCAAAGCCUUUGGAUGGUCCACAUACCUGAGUAAACAUAGGAAAAUUCAUACUGGAGAGAAACCUUAUAAAUGUGAAGAGUGUGGCAAAGCAUUUAGACAUUCCAGAGUACUGAAUAAAUAUAAGACAAUUCAUACUGGAGAUAAAAUCCCCAAAUGUAAAGGAUGUGGCAAAGCCUUUAAGCGGUCCUCAUACCUUAAUCAACAUAAUAAAAUUUAUACUGGAGAGAAACUCUAGAAAUAUGAAGAAUGUGGCAAAGCCUUUGGAUGAUCCACAAACCUGAAUGAACAUAAGAAAAUUCAUAAGGGAGACAAACCCUACAAAUGUAAAGAAUGUGGGAAAGCCUAUAAACGGUCCUCACCCAUGAAUAAACAUGAGAAAACUCAUAAUGGAGAGAACACCUACAAAUGUAAGGAAUCUGGCAAAGUCAUUACCUCAUCCUCAAACUCUGCUAAACGUAAGAGAAUUCAUACUGGCGAGAAACCCUAUUAUGUUUAAAAUAUCAUAAAACCUUUAAUAGCUCCACAACCCUAAUUGAACAUAGGAGGAGUCAUACUGGAGAGAAACCCUACAGGUGAAGAAUGUGGCAAAGCCUUUAGACAGUCUGGAAACCUUUAUGUACAUAGGAGAAUUCAUACUGGAGAUAAAACCAUACAAGUGUAAAUGAUGUGGAAAAGCCUUUAAGCUGUACUCCAGCAUUCUUAAACAUAAGAGAACUCAUACUGGAGGAAUGUCUUACCAACAUGAAGAAUGUGGCAGUCUUUAAAUGUUCCUCAAUCU
This is a messenger RNA of Nomascus leucogenys (northern white-cheeked gibbon), 2869 nucleotides long. RefSeq names its product zinc finger protein 732. Gene Ontology annotation, biological process: regulation of transcription by RNA polymerase II. NCBI's taxonomy places the organism in Eukaryota, Metazoa, Chordata, Mammalia, Primates, Hylobatidae. Gene Ontology annotation, molecular function: DNA-binding transcription factor activity, RNA polymerase II-specific; RNA polymerase II cis-regulatory region sequence-specific DNA binding. The transcript has a single exon. The record is from RefSeq and is a predicted model, not a curated record. The coding region runs from base 797 to 2326 and encodes 509 amino acids.